UGGUGUAGCGCUUAGUUAAUUAAGCACAAGAACAGCUUUACCUUUUUUACUUUUAUAAUGUGAGCGUGUAUCUGAAAGAAAAUCUUUUUAUGCGAUUACGUGUAAUCCCUAACCUGCAUCAGCUGCCUGUGACCUGAAGUAAUGUCAUUCAGCACGUCUUGCGAAACCACGAAAUAGAAUUACUGACUGAGGAGUAGGUUACAAGGUCAGUGUUCAUUCUGCUUUGUGCGCAGAGACGUCAGCCAGUGCGUGCCGUUGUUCUGAGCAGCGCUGCGCAGCAGAAAAUGUGGCUUCUAAGCGGCCGCUGCGAAAGCAGAGCUCGACUUGACGGCAAGGUGGCCAUCAUCACUGGCGCCAACUGCGGCAUUGGGAAGUUCACGGCACUGGACUUUGUGCGCAGAGGUGCACGUGUCAUCAUCGCAUGUCGUGACCUGAAGAAGGCAGAACAAGCUGCUGCCGAUAUCAGAAACGAAACAAGAAAUGUGGAGGGGGCAGGUCAUGUGGUGGUGGUCACACUGGAUUUGGCAUCUUUAGCUUCAGUGCGACAGUGUUGCCAAAAUCUGCUGCGCUCCGAGACAUACAUCCACAUCUUGGUCAACAAUGCAGGAGUGUGCUACAGCCCGCGGGCAUUCACUGAAGACGGCUUCGAGAUCCACAUGGGAGUCAACCACCUGGGUCACUUCCUCUUCACGUGUCUUCUGUUGCCCCGCAUUAUACACUCUGCUCCCGCCAGGAUUGUCACGGUUGCGUCAGUUAAAAACCACUUUGCUCGAAGAAUUUGUUUUGACGACCUGCAUUGGGAGAAGAGACGAUACAGCUCCUUUGCAGCAUACUCAGAGUCAAAACUAGCCAACGUAUUGUUCAGUGCUGAACUAGCCAGAAGACUUGAAGGUACGGGUGUGACCACAUAUUCACUGCAUCCUGGAAUCGUGGUUUCGGAGGGUGCGCGUCAUGCAAACAAGACUUGGUUCCCCGGCGCAAAGUGGCUGUUUGAGAAUGUCCUGGUGUACGUGCUGAAGACAUGUGAACAGGGCGCGCAGACAACAAUCCACUGUGCGGUGUCUGAGGAGGCAGGCAGGGAGACGGGACUGUACUACAGUGACUGCAGGAAGUCGACUUGCAACUCCAAGGUAAACGACAGGGAGCUGCUUAGGAGACUGUGGAGUGAGAGCGCUGGUCUCGUUGGUCUGCACGAAUGGGAUCCCUUCACUGCUGAGGAUUCUGCGACCCGCCUUUAGGCAAAACCAAUCCAGGCCACCAUAAGGCGUUUUCGUGAAGAACUCGAACUUGAGAACUUCCUAUUCUAUACAUCAUUAGACCAAUAAUAUUUGCGUUAAAUCCUGCUGGAGUCAUCGUUUAUAAUUUCACAUCCCUGUCAAUCAUUGUAUAAAACCUAUAAUUUCCUACUCGCAGUAAAGGAGAAUUGAUGUAACUGCGUUGUUGGUAAGCAUCCGAAUCGAAGUUUUAAGAU
Molecule: messenger RNA, 1471 nt
Organism: Cryptotermes secundus
Lineage: Eukaryota; Metazoa; Arthropoda; Insecta; Blattodea; Kalotermitidae
Product: retinol dehydrogenase 12
Exons: 7
Coding region: 285-1238 (317 amino acids)
Source: RefSeq, a predicted model, not a curated record